AUGUCCAGCUCAUUUGAAAAGUCCGUCAAGGGCGCUACCAAGAUCAAAAAUGCACCGCCGAAAGCAAAGUAUAUCGAACAUCUCCUAAUCGCCACACACUCCGGAGAAGCUGGCGUCGGCGAGGUAUUUCGGGCCAUGCACUACCGGCUCAGGGAUUCGACAUGGACGGUUGUGCUCAAAGGUCUCCUGACAGCCCACUUGAUGAUUCGUGAGGGAGCCCAAGAAGUUACCCUCGCGUACCUCUCCAAGCAUCGUAACAUGCUCGCUAUCAGCAGCUUCACAGAUGCGCAGACACAGGGCCGAAACAUUCGGCGCUACGCCAAUUACCUCACCGAGCGAGCGCGCGCCUAUCGCGAGACGAAAAUUGACUGGGUUCGGUCCGGCGAAGGUCGUCUAGAACGGCUGAGUGUCGACAAGGGCCUUCUUCGAGAAACGGAGGCGGUCCUACACCAACUGGCGGCCCUGCUCAAGUGCGAUGUUUUGGACUCCGAGGGCGAAACCGACAUUACAAUCUCCAUCUUCAAACUGCUGGUGCUGGAUCUGCUAGCUCUUUUCCAGUGCCUCAACCAGGGUCUCAUCAAUAUCCUCGGCCGGUUCUUUGAAAUGUCGAGAACCGAUGCCGAGCGCGCAAUGGAAAUAUACAGGAGCUUCUCCAAGUAUACUGACUACGUUGUCCAAUAUCUGUCAGUUGCACGGCAAUACGAGUACCGCACAGGUGUCCAGGUUCCCAAGCUCACUCAUGCGCCCGUCAACCUCGGCCGCCAAUUGGAAGAGUACUUAAACGAUUCCGACUUUGAGAUCCAUCGCCGACAAUACCUCGCUGAGCAAGACUUUAAAAAGGGUGGAAAGAGCAAGGACGCGUUUGAUUUACCAAAACCGCCACGAUCGCCUACGGGUCGGGCCAGCAGCGCGCAGAACUCAAGCAACCCCUUCCCAGCACCGCCCAAGGAUGCGCCAAAGCCCGCAGCCAAGGGGCCUGAUCCCGACCUCAUCGACUUUUUCGGCUCUAUCGAGCAGAACCAGACGACUAUGCAGGUCAAUACUCAGCCCACUGUGCCAGGCCAGAACAUGUUCCAGCCUCCCCAACAACCACCACAGCAACUCCAUCUUCAGCCUACGGGAUUCAUCAACCACACGGCUAGCUUUCCUGCGGCCAACAAUCAAUUCCAGCAGCAGCAGAAUAUGUUUCAGCAGCCGAUGCAGCAGCAGCAGCCCGCACCUCUUCAGCCCAACUUUACUGGAGCUGGCUUUGGAGGCUUCACAACGCAACCGCAGAACAACUUCCAGCCCGGCUCCCUGGCGCCUAUUCCUCAGAACACGGCUACCAACUUCCAAGGCCAGAAUUUCAUGCAGCAGCCUCAACAGCAACAACAACAGGUGCCUGGACAGUUGCUUCCCAUGCAGACUGGUACCACCAAUCCGUUUAGACAAUCGAUGAUGAUGGCGCAACCAACCGGUAUGCAAAGUUUCAUGGGCCAGCAACCCCUACAGCAACAGCAGCAACCCCAACUACAGCAGCAGCAAACCGGCUUCGUGGCUCCCGCAUUGAACCGCCAGUCGACGAAUCCAUUUGCCAAAUCCGUCUCACCGACAAACAACAACUCGCCGUUCCAGUCGCCUGCUCCGCUGCAAGCCAUGCCUACCGGGACGAACCCAUUUGCUCGCAACGUCCCUCAGCAACAAGCGCCCCCUAUGCCUGCCAUGCCCGGCCAACAGCAGCAACAGCAACCCGGUGCGCUCGCCCCUCAGCCGACUGGCGUUACCAAUCCGUUCCGUCAGGGCGACUUUGUGAAUCACGCGACUGGCAUGGGCUGGCAGCACAACCAGACGCCCAUUGGCGGCGGCAUCGACCAGAUCCAGACUGUUCCCAUCUUCCCUCGCCCGGCACAGCAAGCUCCCUGGCAGCAAUAA
Molecule: messenger RNA, 1911 nt
Organism: Cordyceps fumosorosea ARSEF 2679
Lineage: Eukaryota; Fungi; Ascomycota; Sordariomycetes; Hypocreales; Cordycipitaceae
Product: ENTH domain containing protein
Exons: 4
Coding region: 1-1911 (636 amino acids)
Biological process (GO): vesicle budding from membrane; clathrin coat assembly; clathrin-dependent endocytosis
Cellular component (GO): clathrin-coated vesicle; clathrin-coated pit
Molecular function (GO): clathrin heavy chain binding; 1-phosphatidylinositol binding; SNARE binding
Source: RefSeq, a predicted model, not a curated record